AUGUGUUUGGCAUUAACUUUGAAUGCCAAUAUUGCUGAAUUCGAUGAGUAUUGGCACAAACGAAGGUUGGAAGCUGUGAAAUAUUUUGAGGAAGCUUACCAUCCUGAGCCUUAUAAUGUCACUAAUCACUUCAACCAUCAAGUUCACUUAAACAUGAAAAAAUUGAACAGCACAAGGAGGGGACUAUUAGGAAAGGGUCAUAUAGGACCAUGUGUGGCUACAAACCCUAUUGAUGCAUGUUGGAGAUGUCAGCCAAAUUGGGCCGAAAAUCGAAAACGGCUAGCUGAUUGCGCCAUUGGGUUCGGUAAGGGCACAACAGGAGGAAAAGAUGGGCGUAUUUAUGUAGUAACUGACUCCUCAGACAAUGACAUGCAGAACCCUAAGCCAGGGACCUUAAGGCAUGCAGUGAUUCAAACGGAGCCACUUUGGAUCAUCUUUGCGCGCUCUAUGAACAUUCGAUUGACCCAAGAAUUGAUCAUGACGGGUGAUAAGACUAUCGAUGCUAGGGGUGCUAAUGUUCACAUAGCUCAUGGUGCAGGCAUCACCAUUCAAUUUAUUAAGAAUGUCAUCAUACAUGGCCUUCAUAUUCAUCAAAUAUACCCUGGGGAUGGUGGCCUAAUCAGGGAUUCAGCUAACCAUUUUGGUCUUAGGACACGAAGUGAUGGUGAUGCUAUCUCCAUCUUUGGUGCUAGUAAUAUUUGGAUUGAUCAUGUUUCCAUGGCUCGAGGUACUGAUGGUCUUAUUGAUAUCAUCCAAGGAUCAACUGCUAUCACCAUCUCCAACUGUCAUAUGACUGACCAUAAUGAGGUUUUUCUCUUUGGUGCAACGAAUGACUACACUGACGACCAGAAAAUGCAAGUCACAGUAGCAUUUAACCACUUUGGAAAAGGGUUAGUUCAAAGGAUGCCAAGGGCACGAUUUGGGUUCAUCCAUGUGGUUAACAAUGACUAUACUCAUUGGCAAAUGUAUGCUAUUGGUGGCAGCCAACAUCCUACAAUCAUCAGCCAAGGCAACCGAUUUGUCGCCCCUUUCAAUCCUUUUGCUAAAGAGGUGACAAAGAGGGAAGCACCAGAAUCAGAAUGGAAAUCAUGGACAUGGUUAUCUGAUAAAGAUUGGUUUUUGAAUGGGGCGUUUUUCCGCGACUCAGGACGAGGAAAUGCGAUAGACAGUAAGAACAAAGCUCAAAUGUUUUCAGCAAUGGCGGGGACGAAGGUGGGUGAAUUAACAAGAUGUUCUGGACCACGUAAAUGCACGCCUGGAAAGCCUUGCUAGCACUUAUUGUACUGUGGAAAAAUAAUCUAUGAAAGACAACGUAAAUAAUUAGCAAGUUAUUAAUUAGUAUUUUGAUCAAUGAUCAUGGAGCGAAAUGCUUUUCAUUGUAUAAAUUGUUAGAUGCAUUUUCUCCCACAAAAGACCUUGUAUGGGGAGAAGAGUAUGUUUUUUUUUUUGUUGAUAUGAGUUUUGUUUUUUUUAGCAUUAUCUUUUCUUGUGUUAUUUUCUUUUUCCACAAAUUUCAUCGAUUAUUUUGUACUAUGUUGGAGUACAAGGUAACAAUUAAGGAGGUUGAAUUGCGUGAUAAAAUUUAAGGCAAGUCGAUCUCCACAGUUGAUUCGUGCUAACUCCUAGCAGCGGUUAUGUAGGAUCUCUGAGACCAAGCCAUACGCAAAAAUAAGAUUAUAGCAUUGUGCCUCAUAUAGUAUGUUAAAUAUUUGCAGAUUCGUUUUUAAUGUUUUUGCUCAAAUAAAGUCGUAUAGAUAGUAAUAGCAAUUAAAUAAAAGAAUAAUGAGACACAGGGUUUUAUAGUGGUUCAAUCUCAACUCUGAGAUUUACAUCUACGUUACCUAUUAUUAUUUUAUUAAAUGAAUCUCAAAAUAUGACUCUGUUGAUAUAAUAAAAUUUCCUACUACUAACUCAAGUAAUGAUCCCCAACACCUAACUCUAAGU
Molecule: messenger RNA, 1944 nt
Organism: Beta vulgaris subsp. vulgaris (sugar beet)
Lineage: Eukaryota; Viridiplantae; Streptophyta; Magnoliopsida; Caryophyllales; Amaranthaceae
Product: probable pectate lyase P59
Exons: 4
Coding region: 1-1272 (423 amino acids)
Molecular function (GO): pectate lyase activity
Source: RefSeq, a predicted model, not a curated record